Messenger RNA from Pecten maximus, 1752 nucleotides. RefSeq lists its product as uncharacterized. The record is from RefSeq and is a predicted model, not a curated record. NCBI's taxonomy places the organism in Eukaryota, Metazoa, Mollusca, Bivalvia, Pectinida, Pectinidae.
AUAAGAGACUAAGCAAUUUCACAAUCUGCUUAACAAAUUCAACAGGAGACAACGUUGAUUACAGCAAUUGCACGAUGGUACCUGACCCAAUCGGCAAAGGCGAAACCAGAUCUUUCCCAUUUGGGUCCGCUGGACAGAUCGUUUUCAUAGAAAAAGAUGAAGAAUCGACUGGACCGUUGACACUUUGCGAAGUACAGGUGUUUGUUAACGUCUGUCCCACGUCAACAACGAUGGAAUCCACGGAAUUAACGCAAAAAACAGAGUCUUCUACUUUCGGAAUACCAUCAAGUUGUCCUCCGUGUGAAUGCAAUUGCCGAGCGAACGCCACUACCCCAAAAACCAAAGAGGAACUGGAGGAGCAGAUUAAAACUCUCAAGAGAGAGCUAACCAUCGAUAAGAAACAGACAAGCGCAAACAAAAGGAAGUUGAUAUCUGCACCUGAUGACCGCACGUCCUCGAAGUAUAUCGGAGUUGUUGGUGUAAUAAUGUUAUGUUUUCCCGUAGUUGUCAUUGUGACCAUGGACAUUUCUCGACUUGCAUCCUGGUUGCAUAGCAACAAAAUUGGCAUUAAAGCUAAGGUAUAAUACAGUGUAAUGAUUUUUUUUACUAAAACCUGCUUUUGUUUAGAUAUAUAAACCUACAAGUAGGAUGUAAAUAUUGUGCUUACCUCCCCAUCGCACGAGGCGAAUAAAUGUGGGAUUUCCAAAUGGCCUAAGAAACAAAUACUAUAAACGUGGAACUGUACGCGAGGGUGAAAAUUACGCUAAAUACGCAGAGUCCUUUUAAUCGCGAAAAUUUCCCCCACCCGUAUUAUUUGAUAUCAAUUUGCGUAAUCUCGAGCUACAAAUGGAAAUAGCGAAGAUGUAUCGAUCGCAAAAACUACAGUGUACCACACGCGUAUAGUGUACAUAUCGAAUUUAACCCCCGCGAAAAUUAUCGCGAAUUUAACCCCCGCGAAUUUAACCCCCGCGAAAAUAAUCACGUUUACAGUACAUUUUCUGAGGAUUUAAAAUACAACUUCUUAUUGUAGUUCAUUCGUAAUUAUUUGCUAAAAAAUAUCUCCAAACAGUAUAAAAUAAGUUGCCCAAAAUUAAUGAUCAGGAAUUUUGUGUAAAGUAAUUGAAAUUGAUUGAUAAUAUGGUAGUAUUACUAUGUAUUUUAUAGAAAAACGACAAUACAUAUAGGAAAAUCUGUUUUGCAUUUAAAUAUUGUAAAGUGAAGUAAAAUAGUUAAACUUGGUUUCAUUAGUUCACAGGGACAUCGCUAAUAACCAUAUAUAUAUAGCCGUGUUCCCUGAUAGCCACAAAUAUGAAAUGUACUUGCAGCCGCUGAAUCAAUUUUCUGACAAGAACUGUUUAGCAUUGUGUAACGUAAUAAUAGUUAAUUAGGUAAGUGUAUCAUAGAUAAAUUUGCGUUAAAUGUAUAGCCAAGGGAACCAACUUUGAUGAUACAAAGCAAUGUAUCUAUGAGUGGCCUGUAAGUGUAAAAGAAUCUUUAGGCCGAACCCUAUGGGAAAUUAACAUUGCUGGAACCCUUUGGGAUUUCUGCUCUCAUUCCUUUUAAUGUCUCCCUAGAAACUGUCUUUCUUUUGGUCUUAAGUACAGAGUUCGCGAAUAUGAAGAAAGCUGGUUUCUGUCCCCUGGUCGAGACAUACCAGAGUCUCUAAAAUUGGAGAAUGGGAUUUUUUUUUUUUAGUAUUUAACUGUACUUACUGGAGUUUUUUUUUCUAUUGUCUGAUAUGUAUUAAAUAUA